AUGGCUCUCACAAUGCGGUCAAAGAGCACUGCAUUAGUGUUAUGUAUAUUAGUAUUAAGUGAUCAGAUUCUGGAGGGUCUGUCCCUUCCGGACAAUAGUGAGCGAGAGAUUGAGUUGGAAUACGAACACAAAGAGCCGACCAAAGAGAAGGAAGGCGGCGAUGGGGGCGCUGACGGNUGUUAUGUAUAUUAUGAGCGAGAGAUUGAGUUGGAAUACGAACACAAAGAGCCGACCAAAGAGAAGGAAGGCGGCGAUGGGGGCGCUGACGGGGGCGACGGUGCCGACAAAGGAGGUGCUAAGAAAGGCAAAGGAGGGAAGGGAGACAGUGGUGAUGCGGGAGGCGGUGAUGGGGGAGGCGGUGAUGGAGAUGGAGGCAAUAGCAAAGAAGGCAAAGACAAGAAAAAAGGUGGAAAGGGUGACGGAGAUGGAAGUGGUGGCGAUGGAGAUGGAGGUGACGGUAGCGGAGAAGGUGGAGGCGGCGAUGGCGACGGAAAAGGGAAGGGAAAGGACGGAAAGAAAGGAAAGAAAAAAGGCGGUGAAGGCGACGGUGGGGAUGGCGGUGAUGGUAGUGGUAGUGAUGAAGGCGGAGGCGGAGGCGAUGGCAGUGAUGGUGACGGCGACGGAAAGAAGGGAAAGAAAGGCAAAGGAAAGGAUUCAAAAGAAAAAGAUGAAGACGGAGAGGGCGGUGGCGAUGGAGACGGUGGUGGCGGAGGAAAGAAGGGGAAGGGAAAAGGCAAAGGAAAAAAGAAAGGAGACGGCGAUGGAGAUGGAGAUGGCGGUGAUGGAGAGGGAGAGGGAGGCGGUGGUGACGAAGAUGGAGGAGGAGGCGGAGGAAAGAGCAAAGGGAAGGACAAGAAAAAGAAGAAAAAGGGUGGGAAGAAUAGCAAUGAAGUGGGUCUUCCAGGUUCGUACGCAAAGGCUGGAGGGGCUAUUGGGGGUAUUGUGGGCACUGGCAGUCAAACCAUCAAAAAGGGUUCAAUGAGUGGGAUAGCCAAAGCACUGGACGACAGGUUCGCUACGAUGGACCUCUUGGGUAACCCGCAUAUGGGUGUACCCGAGGAUAUGAUCGGACACAUCCGGAUGUGUGCGCAAUUCAUAUACGGGGGAAUUCACAACUUGUUUUUCCUGCUCAUCCGAUACCCGCUUAAGAUCUUGUCGAAAGCCAUUCUGUUGACGGGAGCCCUGUCCUUCAUGGCCACGUAUGCCAACUGGUGCGCCAAUCCCAUCGCGUGGAUGGACUUGACGAGCGAAGGCAAGAAAGUGAACGCUCACAUCGAAAACCUCGCGAAGUUCAAGGAGGAGUUCAAGGGUCGUGUCAUUUGGACCAUCGACAAGGCCAGGCAGGAGGACAAACAGAUGUACCUGUGCUGGUAUGCUCGCUCACAGUCACUUCAAUUGUACGCUUACUAUUAG
Oppiella nova is the source of this 1413-nucleotide messenger RNA. NCBI's taxonomy places the organism in Eukaryota, Metazoa, Arthropoda, Arachnida, Sarcoptiformes, Oppiidae. The record is from the annotation of a GenBank genome assembly.